UGCUCGUCACCGUCCGAUACAGUGUUAUCACAAUUGAGUGUAUGCGCACAAUUUCGUAGUGUCUGUUUAAAUUUUCACCAAACAUAUAUUGCAUAUAUCUUAGCGAAUUAAGUUAACGUAUUUCCUGUGUUCUCAUAUUUUCCAUUGACAACAAUCUAAGAUGUCUAUUUUACCUUACUUAUUGGAUGAAUUAUCUCGGCCAACCAUGUACGAUCAAAACUUUGGUCUCGGUUUACUAGAUGAUGAUUUACUCCUAGGACCACGUUAUCACGGUCGUAGCCAUUUUCCAGUUUUGUUGAAGUCUUAUCUAAGACCACAUCGCUUAAGUUCUGCUGCACAGAGUGGUUUAUCUUGCAUCCAAAAUGACAAAAACAAUUUCAAGGUGAAUUUGGAUGUCCAGCAGUUCAAGCCAGAAGAAGUGUCUGUUAAAGUUGUUGAUGGCUAUGUAGUGGUAGAAGGAAAACACGAGGAACGCAGUGAUGAACAUGGUUACAUUUCACGUCAGUUUACUAGGCGUUACAAGGUACCAGAUAAUGUUGAUUCAAAUUCUAUUACGUCUACAUUAUCUUCAGAUGGUGUGUUGAGUGUCGGAGCUCCGAAAAAGAUUCCUGAAAAAAGUGCUGGAGAAAGACCGAUUCAAAUUGUUCAAACAAAUCAACCGAGCAUCAAGCAGUCAUCGAACAAGGAUGAAAAAAAUUAUGAGAGUAUGGAAACCAACCAGUAAUUCUA
This is a messenger RNA of Sipha flava (yellow sugarcane aphid), 729 nucleotides long. RefSeq names its product alpha-crystallin A chain-like. Gene Ontology annotation, molecular function: protein folding chaperone. NCBI's taxonomy places the organism in Eukaryota, Metazoa, Arthropoda, Insecta, Hemiptera, Aphididae. Bases 161 to 724 code for a protein of 187 amino acids. The transcript is spliced from 3 exons. Gene Ontology annotation, biological process: protein refolding; response to heat. The record is from RefSeq and is a predicted model, not a curated record.